AUGGUAUAUUUCUUCGUCCUCCCUCGUCAAACCCAAAACUCUAGAAAAUCUUUAUAGCCACCUAAUUUUGGCCUAUCGGGGAGGAUGGCCAAUUGGAGCUGCAACACCUCUUGUAUCUCCCUCGCUGGCCUCCUGUCUCUCCUCCUCUUGCAGCCCCUCACAACCACCACCUCUUUCACCAAUGGCAUUCGCGUCAACCUCGUUCCUAAGCCUGCAUCCGCCAUCCUCUCCUUUCGGGAGGCACCGGCUUUUCGCAAUGGCAACGAAUGCAGCAGCUCAAGCAAGAAAGAUAACAUCCAUAUAGUCAUGCCCCUUGAUAUAAACUACAUCCGCGGCACGGUUGCCGCCAUUUUGUCAAUUUUACAGCAUUCGACAUGCCCUGAGAACGUUUCCUUCCACUUUCUUUCCCUGCGUCUCGAGCCUGGGAUAUCCUCAUUGAUCAAAUCCACCUUCCCUUACCUCACUUUCAGAGUCUACCACUUCGAUUCCAAUCUUGUUCGCGGAAAAAUCUCCAAGUCCAUCAGACAAGCCUUGGAUCAGCCUCUGAACUAUGCAAGAAUCUAUCUUUCUGAUAUUCUCCCUAGGGAUGUGGAACGUGUGAUUUAUGUCGACUCGGACAUAAUCGUCGUCGACGACAUUGCAAAGCUGUGGGGUGUGGACUUGGGAGACCACGUCCUGGCUGCGCCAGAGUACUGCCAUGCAAAUUUCACGACAUAUUUUACGGACACAUUUUGGUCCGAUGUCAACCUGGCGAGAACUUUUGAAGGAAGAAGACCUUGCUACUUCAACACAGGCGUAAUGGUGGUUGAUGUUGAUAAGUGGAGAAAAGGGGGAUACACACAGAAGGUUGAAGAGUGGAUGGUCAUACAGAAGCAAAGGAAAAUUUAUCAUCUGGGGUCUUUGCCUCCAAUUUUGCUCGUAUUUGCAGGCAAUAUUGAGGCAGUGGAUCACAGAUGGAACCAACAUGGUUUAGGUGGUGAUAACUUUGAAGGCAAGUGUAGAAGUCUUCACCCUGGACCAAUUAGCCUGUUGCAUUGGAGCGGUAAGGGGAAGCCGUGGUUAAGAUUGGACUCCAGGAAGCCAUGCACGGUGGACUACCUAUGGGCUCCAUAUGAUCUCUACCGUUCAUCUAGAAUUGCAUUAGAAGAAUGACAUGCACCAUUGAUGAAAAUAAAUAACCAAGGAAGCCAUGCACCGUCAGUAGUAAGGUGGGAAAAUGUGGAACAAGAUUGACGUAGGAGAAAUUUAUUAAGUUUCUGUGAUAAUUCAUAGAUUUUCUUCCGUCUGAAUGCACAGACCCCGAGCCAACAAAUACGGAGUCAGAGAGAAUCCGUCGGCUUUGCCUCUAGAGGUAGGCAUUAGCAAGUUUGUUCAUGAGUUUACGGUAAGUUGUAAAAAUUUUGUUUUAUUAUACUCUUCUCAUGAAUGUCGUCCAUAGUUUAGUUUGUGAAUUGUAGCGCAACAGAUGUAAAAGCGCUACUAUUUUGUUGAAGCUUCUGCUAUUGGAGGCCAAUUGCAAAAAGCAAACGGCCACGAUAUGAAAGCGUUUGGCGGCCUCGGUCUCUUUGCAACUUCUAUUUAUAUAUAUUUUUUGUACAACUUGCUUUCUACCCA
This is a messenger RNA of Coffea arabica (coffee), 1614 nucleotides long. Its product is annotated as probable galacturonosyltransferase-like 4. The record is from RefSeq and is a predicted model, not a curated record. Gene Ontology annotation, cellular component: Golgi apparatus. Lineage: Eukaryota; Viridiplantae; Streptophyta; Magnoliopsida; Gentianales; Rubiaceae. Gene Ontology annotation, molecular function: glycosyltransferase activity.